AUGGUGGAGCUCCAUUCAAUGAUGUUCUGGUAAGCAGUGUUCACCGACUUUUUUAGAAACCUGAUGCAUGUGUUCUUCGGCAUGGGCACUGCAUUGCGCUGGAUCUCUGGACCCUAUCAUGCCCUUCAUGCUGCCAUCUGCUUCGGUUUCACUGCGGCCACACUCAUCAAGCAACACAUCAACCCGUCUGUCACCUUGACCUGCCUAGACACCUCCCAGCUUUCUCUGCCCUGUGCUGUGUUCUGCAUGUGUGCCCAGAGCCUGGGCACUGUGGGAGGUGCUACUGCUCUCUAUGGAGGCACACCCGGCAACACGAGAGGCACGAUGGCUCUUAACACACUGCAGUCUGGAAUCACCAUGAACAUGGCCAGCACUGAGGUCUUCCUCAUGCAGCCGUGGAUCUGCAUCUUUGCCGUGGCUGAUGAGAGAAGAAGUGGGCGUGUUGGCUCAGCCGCUCUAUCCAUCGCUUUUUCUGUCACUGUGGAUCACCUGAUGGGAAGUAAAAACUCUUACUCUUUGCCUAGAGGCAUGAUUCCAGCUAGGUCCUUUUCCCCUGCUCUUCUCAUGAGGAAUUUUGUGAACCACUGGGUGUACUGGGUGGGGCCCAUGUCUGGUGGAGCUAUGUGUGCUUUCUGCUAUAAUUUCAUGCUAUUUCUCAGAAUAUUUCUCUGCCUUUCUGAAGGCAGAUGACUCCCAGAGAGUGAGAAUCAGCCAGAGACCCAUGGGGAGCCCAUCGAGCUCAAUACUCAAGCACUGCAUCAACCAGAGCAUCGUGAGCCAAUUCUGCUUCCAUCAUUCUGUGCCACCAUCAGCUAA
This is a messenger RNA of Electrophorus electricus (electric eel), 816 nucleotides long. RefSeq names its product major intrinsic protein of lens fiber b (gene mipb). Gene Ontology annotation, molecular function: water channel activity. The record is from RefSeq and is a predicted model, not a curated record. Lineage: Eukaryota; Metazoa; Chordata; Actinopteri; Gymnotiformes; Gymnotidae. Gene Ontology annotation, biological process: water transport; transmembrane transport. Gene Ontology annotation, cellular component: plasma membrane.